Messenger RNA from Oryza brachyantha (malo sina), 2624 nucleotides. Its product is annotated as DNA-dependent metalloprotease SPRTN-like. Gene Ontology annotation, molecular function: metalloendopeptidase activity; single-stranded DNA binding; polyubiquitin modification-dependent protein binding. The transcript has 7 exons. Bases 118 to 2106 code for a protein of 662 amino acids. The record is from RefSeq and is a predicted model, not a curated record. Gene Ontology annotation, biological process: DNA damage response. Gene Ontology annotation, cellular component: nucleus. Lineage: Eukaryota; Viridiplantae; Streptophyta; Magnoliopsida; Poales; Poaceae.
CACCUUCUUGCUUCCGUACCGUUUGGGUUUCGCCGCCGGUGAGGCUCCGGGAGAGGAGUGAGGAGGAGUAGGAGGCGGCGAGGUGAGGUGAGGUGAGGAUCGAUCGGUCAGUCGGCCAUGGACGAGGUGGUGGAUCCGGACCUGGAGGACCCGAACCCGGACGUGGGGGAGCUGUUCAGGCACUACGACGGGCUCUACUUCCGCGGGGCGCUCGCCGGCGCCGGCUUCUCCGUCCGGUGGAGCUCGCCGCAGACGCCGCCGCGGGUGGCCGGUCCUUUUGGUUCCUGUAUCUUCGAAAAACCAGACAAUACCAUAACACUGUCUGAACCUGUGCUGAAAUAUCGCUCAAGUACUGAUACAAAGAAUGCGUUGCUGCAUCAGAUGAUCCAUGCAAUCUUAUUUGUAAAGCAUCAUAGGAAGGACUGCCGGGGACAUGGUCCUAUUUUUCGCGCUUGGAUGACUGCUAUCAACUCCUGCUCUGUCGACGAUCAUCAGAGACCACCUGAUGGAUACAAUAUUACCACCCGCCAUGAUUUUUCUGCAGACAACUCCCCUCGCAGCCUCAAUAGUUCGCUGUGGAAAUGUGAAUAUUGCGGGGAUACACUUGUGAGGGCCAUGAACAUGGGUGCUCCAUCUGAUGCCUGCUGCAUUGAGAAUGUUGACGAGUACUCAACCUGUGGCAACAUGCUUUGCCACUGGCAUAACCACAAGAUGGGCUGUGAUGGCACAUAUGCAAAUAUGGGCAAAGCAAAACGGACACAACUUACACAAGAUCCAAACAAUGUUCAAGCUUCUCCAGGUACUAAAAGGUGCCCAACUGACAUGCAAAUGGCCAAGUCACAAAUAGCCAUACAAGAACCAGAGUCACCAGAUUCAGAUGGAUUGCAGCAGGAUGCUACUGUCAGGAAACCAGAAGCAGAGGGCAAGCUUCUCACACUUGGCAAUGUAAAAUCAACAGGAAGAAGCUCUUCAAAGAAGGGAGUGAAGAGGCAUAGGCCUGAAAACACUCAAGAUGUGAAUGAUAUGCUUACUGCCCCUCUGAAAAACCCGAAGCUGGGACUAGACUUGGUUUCAUCAUGGAAGCGCAGAGUAUCAUCUAUAGUUGGUAGCAAUAACGCAAAAUCAUCAGGAGGUAGUGCUUCAAGAAAGGAAAGCAAACCGCAUAUGCCUGAGAAUGUUGAGGAGUCCAGUGUCCUGCCUUCUCUCUCUCAAAAAAAGCUGAAACUGAAUGAAGACUUGGUUGUAUCAGGGAAGAAUGAGACUUUAUCCCUAGUGAAUUGCAGCAAUGGUAAAUCAGCAGCAAGUAACUCUUCAAAAAAAGUAAGAGAGCAGCAUGAACUAGAAGGAGUUCAGAAAUCAUGUGUUCAACCUGCUAGCCCUCCAAGAAAACUGAGACAAGAUUUUGUUGCAUCGGUCAAAACCGAUAUUUCUUCUUUAGAUAGUAACUGCAAUGCUAAAGUGUUGAGAAGUAGCCCCUUAAAAUGUUCAGGCAAGCAGCAUGAGAAAGCAGACAUCCAGAAAAGCGGUGCUCUGCCCUCUGGCUCUGAAAGUAAACUCAAGCGACAGAAUGAAAUUAGCUCCUCAACUAAGGCAGGGGUGCAGGACAAGUCUAGAAACACUCAGAAAAACAUUGAUCCGCCUGCUUCGCCUCAAACAAAACUGAAACAAUCAGUGUUGCAGAAACAGAGACAGUCCAAAACUAGGAAGUCUGCUAAUGAAAAGUUCGCUGUGAUUAGCGCUUGGCUGAACUACUAUGAGUCAGAAGGAUCAAGUGGAUCAACUGAGCCCCUGGUAAACAAAAGAACAGAGCGGAGAAGGAGAGCGAGGAACAGAAUAACUUACACACGGUCAAGGAAGCGAAAUGCCGGAGUAAGCAGCUCCAUCAAGACACAACCUUCUGAAGAUGGCUCAUCUCAUUCUCAUGCAAAAGCUGCAGCUUCAUGCUUGGACAUUGUGGCUAGCAUCCCUUCGAAGCAGGUGGUGAAUCAAUCCCCUAGAUAUCAGUCCCAGUCACCAGCUCCAUUCAUGGCAAUCGUUCCUUUCGAUGCUGCCAAUGCUGAUCCAACCAGUACUUCUAGCAUAAUAGAUAUUUCAGAUGAUGACUGAUCCUUUACCCCCAUACCCGGCAAUGCUUUUGAUGGAUGAACAACAUACUGGAUGUUAACAGCUGGUGUCAGACUCGCUGUUUUUUGGAAGUGACAUAGGUUAGCUUAUUGCUUACGAGCAUAGGAUUGCAAAUUUGCAACCCAUAUUCGCAAACACAGUAACAUAAUUUCUUAUGAUCCCAGCAGGACGGCAGAAGUAGACUUGUAUCUUGGGCACGAAGGCCUCUAUACUAGCUUGCACUGUCAGUUUCUUCUUUUUUUUCAUUAACAUUGUGCUAGCAGUAGAGCUGUGCUCUGGCUUUUUGCUGCAACAUUCUGAUCGAGCAGCCGGCUUGCACAUGGUGAUGGUGAACUGAAGCAUGAGCUGAACACGUGUUUGAUCAUUUCUCGUUGUCAGUGUUGGCUUCUGCUCGCGGUUAGCUGUGUCAGUUGAUGCAAGCCUUUAAUCUACUCAGUGUGGAGCAAAUUUGUUUCGAUUACUUGUGCAACUCGCGCCCGUUUGCUGAUCUAUUUUAGACC